GAGAAAGAGAGAGAGAACACUGGCGGUGUUGAGGGUGACAGAGUGGGGAGGUCGAAUGCGCGUAUCAUAUUACGUCAGGUCAGGGGGUGAGAGAGAGAGAGUGUGUGUGAGAGUGAGAAAAAGUGAGUGAGUGAGAGAACGAGGUGGAGAGGCACCAGCACCAGGCGUCUCUUUGACAUCUGCGCAUUUCUCGCGUUCGCUCAGGGGAAAACUCCAAAACAAGCAACAUGGCGGACCCGAGCAACGAGCCUGCAUCGUCGAGCGGCGUCUCGGAGCAGGUCGCCGCGACGACGGCGGCCACCGCCCACGCGACGCCGAUACGCGAGGACCUCGAGAAACCCGAGGACUUUCCCGAGCCGGACAAGAAGCGACGUAGGACGGUGCGUGCCGAAAAUGACGCCGCGAAAACCGAACAAAAGUUGGAGCACCGUCUGGGCGGUAUCCUCUGCUGCGCAGUUUGUCUCGAUUUGCCACGAGCGGCUGUCUAUCAGUGUGCUAAUGGACACUUGAUGUGUGCUGGUUGCUUCACUCAUGUCCUCGCAGAUGCCAGGCUGCGGGAUGAAAUGGCAACAUGUCCCAACUGCAGAAUCGAAAUCAGCAAGACCAGCGCGUCUCGAAAUCUGGCAGUUGAAAAAGCCGUGUCUGAGUUACCCGCGGAGUGUCAAUAUUGCGCGAAGGAGUUUCCGCGAAAUUCCUUGGAACAUCAUGAAGAGGCUACGUGCGAGGAAAGGAUAUCUAGUUGCAAAUAUAGUAGAAUCGGCUGUCCAUGGCGGGGUCCGAAUCACGAGAUCCCGGAACACGAGGCUCACUGCGUUCAUCCUCAUCGUACAGGUGCGGAUGUGAUGGAGGCUCUACGCGAAAUCGAUGCCCGCACCUUGGAAGAACGUAGGCUCUAUGACAAUGUCUUUGAUCUUUUGUCCUACGAGAAAAUCACGUUUAACGACUUACAGAUGAAGCCAUAUCGUACCGAUGAAUUUGUCCAUAAACUAUUUUAUGAAACCUCACGAUUCGGUGCUUUCAAUAAUCAAUGGGUAGUGAAAGCAAAGAUCAAUAGUAGUCAACGCGAUCCUACUCAAAGUUCAGAGCGAGACAUGACUUAUCAACUGAUACUAAAGACAAAGACCACUUAUCCGCUACCGGUUUAUUACUUGAUCUUGAAAGGCCCAUUUGGCGAUAUGAAAGUGCAUCCGAGAAUUCAUAGAUUUGAGUUCACCGAGCAGGAAAACGAAAGUCCGUAUUUUACAUUACCAUUACCGGACACAGCAGAGUGCAAUAGACUUCUCGCUGCUAAGGCCAUCAGUUUUAGAUUAAUAAUGUUCCUGGCGUCUAAGUAGCUUAUAAGGAUAAUAUCUAUUGUCAAGAUUUUGUCACAAAUGGAACCGAUCGACGCGAUCUUCUGGAUGUAAUAAUAAAUAAGAAUAAUAGAGAUCACAGAGAUUUAUAAUCAUUUAUAGUAGCGCUAAUCAUGAUAAUAAUUAGCAAAAGAAAUUGAAGAUGCUUUUAUCACUGGAAUGUUUCAAAGUAAUAUGUUGAGAUAAAGUUAAAUUAUAUAUAAAAUUAAUAUAAUAAACAGUAUAUAUAUAUAUAUAUAUAUAUAUAUAUAUAUAUAUAUAUAUAUAUAUAAUACUGUACAACUAUACACACAAUAUACAAAAAACACAGAUAUCGUUUGAAAAAUUAAUUUAGUUAAAUUUUCUUUUUUUUUACAUUUCUUUCGCAUUAAAUUUUUAUAUUUAAAGAAGAAAGAACUAAAGACUAGAGAGUAUCUAUAUGUAGAUUAUUGUUAGACAAUAAGCAGACUUAAUUUUAUGUACCAAUUGUGCAAUGUACUUGUAUUUCAAGAUGAAGCUAAAUGAACAGUAUCACACUUAGAUAAUACUAAUUUAAUACACAUACCUGUCCACGAGAAGUCUCUCGUGUUUCUUUUAUUUAAAUAAAUAAGACGCUAUUGAUGUAAAAUUUCGAAUAAAGGUUUGGAAUUGUAAUAAGCCUAAAAA
Molecule: messenger RNA, 1997 nt
Organism: Cataglyphis hispanica
Lineage: Eukaryota; Metazoa; Arthropoda; Insecta; Hymenoptera; Formicidae
Product: cysteine and histidine-rich protein 1 homolog
Exons: 6
Coding region: 228-1334 (368 amino acids)
Cellular component (GO): nucleus
Molecular function (GO): zinc ion binding
Source: RefSeq, a predicted model, not a curated record